This is a messenger RNA of Suillus subaureus, 1215 nucleotides long. RefSeq lists its product as uncharacterized. Gene Ontology annotation, biological process: protein phosphorylation. The coding region runs from base 45 to 1097 and encodes 350 amino acids. Gene Ontology annotation, molecular function: ATP binding; protein kinase activity. The transcript is spliced from 6 exons. The record is from RefSeq and is a predicted model, not a curated record. Lineage: Eukaryota; Fungi; Basidiomycota; Agaricomycetes; Boletales; Suillaceae.
CGUCCUGCCUUUAAUUCGCACCACGCCCAGGCAAUUUUUUGAAGAUGACCUCAAUAUCUGCAGCUCAGUCCCAUCUCACUGAAAAUGAGAUUUGGUGGAGGGACCACUACAAUUUCCUCAACGAAAAGGGCUACAAGCUACGGAAUCGCUACAGUCCGGACUGGGUGCCCUCUUGGGCGAACACAAACAAAGCUUCCAUAAAUUGCGAGGAUGGAGUCAGGUCGCCGCACUAUCGCCUGCUGGAUGCACAGCGUACUCGUGAUGGCGUUCGUGUGUCACUGAAAUCUAUAGUCAUAUCGCGACACCCUUACGAGAUAGAGAUUGGUCGGUUUUUCUGUACCUCGCCUCUCAGCGAAGAUCCAGCCAACCAUUGCGUGCCAAUUUACGAUGUUCUGGAGGUGCCCACCAAUGGCGAUCUUGCAAUAAUUGUCAUGCCGUUACUUCGAGAUGCUACGGAACCCUAUUUUGACUCGGUCGGUGAAGUUGUAGAUUGCAUCCACCAGCUUUUUGAGGGGCUGCGCUUCAUGCACAGACAUCACGUCGCUCACCGGGACUGCAUGGAGCUGAAUAUACUGAUGGAUGGCAGCAUGUCCAUAGAUGCAUGGCAUCCAAGCGACCAGUAUAUGUCUGAAGACUACAAACGCGUGGCCAGGCAUCGUACACGCACACAGUCUCCUCCACGGUACUACUACAUAGACUUUGGUAUCUCCCGCAAAUAUGAGGCGUCAAACACCAACCCAUUAGAAGUACCCAUAUUCGGUGGGGAUAAAGAAGUGCCGGAAUUCAAGGAAGACAACUAUAAACCCCGGAACCCUUUCCAACUGACGUUUGAAAUAUUUCUUGAUCACUACUCAGGUGUAGAAUUUCUGAGUGAUUUAUUAUCGGACAUGAUGCACUUGGAUCCAGCACAACGUCCGAAUAUGGACGAAGUUUUUUCUCGAUUCCAAGUUCUGCGUCAGGGCAUCAGUAAAUGGAAAUUACGUUCCCGGGUGGCUCAUCAUGACGAUAGUUCUCUUUUUGAUCUUCUAGCCCACUGGGCACGUCGCAUUCAGUACAUAGUACGCAGGAUUCCACCAACCCAUACCUCGUUGUCAUAGAGUAGACUUUUUUGUAACUGGUCUCCUAUAAUGCACGAGUUUUCUGCCAUUAAACAGCUAUCUUCAUAUCGAUUGGCCAGAAUCUAGAAAUUUUACUUAGCCGCUUUCGUUUUCCAAG